AUGAUGUUAAAAAGUGCGUGGCCUGUGACUCGUUCAGGGAACCCUUUGGCGUUUGUGCGGAAUAUUGCUCAGCUCACGUCUUUGCGGUCUAUUCCAGCAGCCAGAACCGAACCUAAGCCGGUGAACCAUUCAUUGGAAUUAUCCAAUCAACGAAAGAAGCUUUUGGCCCGUCCAGGGUUAUUAGGCACCAAAAGAGGUAUGAUUUCAUGGUUUACUGAUGAUGGGAAACACUAUGCAGCCACUGUUAUUGAGAUAGAAUCGUGUGAAGUGCUUGCAAACAAAACAGUUGAUUCUGAUGGAUACACCUCUGUACUUUUAGGACAAAUAGACAAGAUGAAGAACAUAUCAAAUGGAAGAUUGAAACUCUUUGAAAACGCUGGUGUAUCACCUAAACGGAAUAUUGGAGAGUUCAGAGUUAGAGAUGAAUCAGGAUUAAUGGAACCAGGUACAGAAUUAACUGCUGAUUAUUUUGCUGUUGGACAAAUGGUUGAUGUUAUGGGAGUUACUAAAGGGAAGGGAUUUGCUGGUGUAAUGAAGAGACAUGGAUUUAAAGGUUUAAGAGCUACGCAUGGUGUUUCUAAAGCCCAUAGAUCUGCAGGUUCUACUGGUCCUUCCCAAGAUCCAGGAAGAGUUCUCCCUUUAAAGAAAAUGGCCGGUAGAAUGGGUGGAAAGAAUUCAACUGCUCAAAACUUAGAAGUUUUAUAUGCUAAUGGUGAAGCAGGUAUUUUAGUGGUUAAAGGUCAAAUCCCAGGUCCUAAUAAAGCAUUUAUCAAAAUUAGAGACUCAAAGUCUUUAUAUGGAAAGUCAUUGAUUCAAGUUGGACUUGAAAAUCAAUAG
Lizanozyma spartinae is the source of this 837-nucleotide messenger RNA. RefSeq names its product mitochondrial 54S ribosomal protein uL3m (gene MRPL9). Gene Ontology annotation, molecular function: structural constituent of ribosome. Gene Ontology annotation, cellular component: mitochondrial large ribosomal subunit; ribosome. Gene Ontology annotation, biological process: translation. Bases 1 to 837 code for a protein of 278 amino acids. The record is from RefSeq and is a predicted model, not a curated record. NCBI's taxonomy places the organism in Eukaryota, Fungi, Ascomycota, Pichiomycetes, Serinales, Debaryomycetaceae. The transcript has a single exon.